Molecule: messenger RNA, 1376 nt
Organism: Schistocerca americana (American grasshopper)
Lineage: Eukaryota; Metazoa; Arthropoda; Insecta; Orthoptera; Acrididae
Product: odorant receptor Or2-like
Exons: 5
Coding region: 211-858 (215 amino acids)
Biological process (GO): sensory perception of smell; detection of chemical stimulus involved in sensory perception of smell
Cellular component (GO): plasma membrane
Molecular function (GO): olfactory receptor activity; odorant binding
Source: RefSeq, a predicted model, not a curated record
GCAGCACACAAGAAAGCCAAUUUCUUGACGCUCGUGCUUACAGGGUACAUUUAUGGGCUAGUUUUCGUGUGGUUGCCAUUCCCUUUGAUACUUUGCCCUUCCGAAAGGUUACUGCCCUUGAUACCGCUACCAGGAAAAUAUUAUAAGGAGCCUCUCUUACUCUACAUCGCCGUGUACGCCAUUCAGAGUUUCGUUCCGCUUUCACUGAUUAUGGUCGUGGACGGUCUCGACUGCUUCUUUGUGUCUUCGAUGGUACACACCGAAGCUCUCCUCAAAGUUGUGUCGGAGCGCAUCGCAUCUCUUGGGCACCUUCCCUAUACAGACUUCACGGUGCAGCGAUUUUCUGGUCUGGAGCAGGAAACACGCAGAAUGGAUGUUGGAAACAACUCAGAUUGGACAGCAGAGUUGCGUUCGUGCAUUGUGUGCUAUCAAAAAAUCAUAGAGUUUCUACAAAGACUGGAGAAGGCUAUGAACAUCAUGGUGCUUAUACAGCUUUCCUUCUCAAUGCUCAAUCUUUGUAUGGCAUUGUACCAGCAGACUAAAAUUCCGGAUUUGUCUUCAGCGCUAAAAUACAUACUUUAUCUACCGUUCCCUACAAUGAAAAUCUUUUUCUACUGUUGGGCCGCUCACAGUGUAAAGGAACAGGGUGAGGAGGUCUCUUGGGCAGCCUAUAGAUGUGCUUGGCCUGAUAGUAAUCAGGAUUUUAGGAAGAACUUGGCGAUUACUAUGUGCAGAGCGCAGCGACCGUUGCUCCUGACUGCGGGGCAGAUCUAUCCAAUCAAUAAGAAUGCCUUUGUCUCGCUGGUCAAGGCAUCAUAUUCAUACUACACAUUGCUGCGACAGUUUGAAGACAAAUGAAUUCAAUCACAAGGUCAACAGGCUUGAAAGUUGUUUCCUGAAUUAUCAUUCACAUGUAAAGAAUGGCAAAUAAAGCAGAAAGAAUACUCAGCACUGAUUAUAUUCAUGUACAAUCCAAAACAAUGCUGUUAUAUUCACCAUCAUUGUUUUUGUGCAGGUGACAGGCCAUCUUAUCAAAAAUAAAUUUUAAAGGACCUCAGCAUGAAACUUUCUUGUUUAUUUAUUGUCACCCAUUUAUAUUCUUUUAGGUAUUUAUUUAUGCAUUCUAUGUUGUGAAGACUUACAGCAGCAGUUUACUCACUGGGAUGUUAUGUGCAGUCAUCUUACAUGUGUAGAAUGUGUUUUAGCCCUUACAAGUAGUUUCUCACAUACUAUAACAUGCACAAAGAAUCACCAAACUAUAAUUAGUUAUUCAUAAGGACUUUCAUUAUUGUCCUUAACCAAGCCUACUGCUAUUCCAUACUGAUAACCUGUUAUAUUUUAUCCUUCUCACCCAAUAAGAAAACUCAAAAUGCUUA